Triticum urartu is the source of this 2330-nucleotide messenger RNA. Lineage: Eukaryota; Viridiplantae; Streptophyta; Magnoliopsida; Poales; Poaceae. The record is from RefSeq and is a predicted model, not a curated record.
GAGACACCACUGUGGUCUGUAGCCAAAAUCGACCCUGCAAUCAUAGUUCACUCACCAGAAAAGAAAAUGCAGUCACAACACACGCGAUCCCUUGAUUUGGAAUGAACUUGCCACCUUUUUACCAUAUAUCUUAGUGACCCUACCACUGAUUUGGAAGCAACCUACCAGUCUUCAGACCAAAAGUAGACAAGAGCACAUGCAGGUAACUUUUAGGCGAUGCCGAGCUCCUUUCCUCGACCCUCCUUCUGCUCCAUCUUGUAAGCAGACAUGGAAGCAGCAGCAGACGAGGAGAGGCCCCUGCUACAUCUGCAACCGCUGCUUAAUCAGGAUGUAGGUUCAGAAUACACCAGCGAUGGAUCUGUUGACAUCAACAAUCAGCCUGCUCUGAAGCACAACACAGGCAAUUGGAGGGCGUGCUACAUGAUUUUAGGCGUCGAGUUUUGCGAAUGCGUCGCCUUCUUUGCAAUCGCGUCCAACUUGGUGACCUACCUCACCACGGUGCUCCACGAAAGCAAGGUCGCCGCCGCGCGGGAUGUCUCUGCCUGGGUUGGCGCAUGCUUCCUCGCGCCACUUAUUGGGGCCUUCUUGGCUGACACAUAUCUGGGAAGAUACUGGACGAUGGUUGUUUCCCUUCCGGUCUACACCAUUGGGAUGCUCGUGCUCACGGUCUCAGCAUCAGUCCCGACAUCCUACUACCAUGGUGAUGUUCAUCAUGCUGUGGUGGUGUACCUAGGACUUUAUCUUGCCGGGCUUGGGAGCGCUGGCAUCAAACCCUGCGCGUCGGCCUUCGGCGCCGACCAGUUCGACAGCGGGGACCUGACAGAGCUGGAGAAGAAGGGCUCCUUCUUCAACUGGUACUACUUCCUGCUCAAUCUCGGCUCCCUUCUGUCGAGCACACUGCUUGUUUGGCUGCAGGACAAUGGUUGGUGGGGGCUCAGUUUCGCGAUCCCAACGGUGCUCAUGGCCUUGGGCCUAGCAGUGUUUGUUGGUGGCUCCAGAGUGUACAGGUUCAGGAAACUGAGAGCAAGCCCAUUCACGAGCAUCUGUCAGGUGCUCGUUGCGGCCAUCAGGAAGUGGCAUGUGCAACUGCCAGAUGAUAUAUCGUCCUUGUACGAGCCGACCAGUUCGUCAUCAGCACCUGAAUCAAGUCACAAUAUUCAGCAUACGAAUCAAUUCAGGUUUCUAGACAAGGCUGCCGCAGUGCUGCCCCCGUUAGACAAGACAUGCACGGCGUUGCCGAUGUGUUCAUGGAGUUUCUGCACAGUGACCCAAGUUGAGGAGCUGAAGAUACUGCUACGGAUGUUACCCAUCUGGGCGUCGUUCGUGAUCUUCUACUCAGUCGCUGGGCAGAGCGCAUCGACAUUUAUCGAGCAGGGGAUGGUCAUGGACAACCACGUCGGCCAGUUCGCAAUCCCACCUGCCUCCCUCUCUAUUGUCAACGUGUUCAGCGUCCUUAUUGGGGUUUUCAUCUACGAAUCCGUGCUAGUGCCACUCGUGCGGCGUUAUACCGGCAAGGCGAAGGGCUUCUCGCAGACGCAGCGCCUUGGAAUUGGCUUUGCACUGUCCAUGCUGACCAUGGUGUACUCAGCAAUGCUUGAGAUGAAAAGGCUGGCCAUCGCGCAAGCCAGUGGCCUGGCAGACCAGAAUGUGCCUGUGCCAGUGAGCAUUCUGUGGCAAGUUCCUGCAUAUGUAAUGCAAGGUACAGCUGGGGUUUUCACAGGAAUCGGAAUGGUGGAGUUCUUCUACGAUGAGGCCCCUUACACCAUGAAGAGCCUUUGUGCAGCAUUCUCGCAGCUUGCAGUUGCGUCCGCGGCUUACUUCAACGCACUCGUAUUUAGUGUUGUUGCGGUGGCCACGAAGCACGGUGGUGCGCCUGGAUGGAUCCCGGAUAAUCUGAAUGAAGGGCACUUGGACUAUUUCUUCUGGAUGAUGGCUGCUCUUAGCUUACUGAAUCUGGCGCAAUUUGUGCACUACUCCAUGAGGCAUAGAGAGAAGACAACUUCUUGACACAAAAUGGUGAACACUGGACAGAAGCUUAUUGACUUUCCUAUCAUAUCACAACAAAGAUGGCUUCUAUGCAGUAUCUGUGGAUGGCGCACAGCAUUAUCCAUCAGAAUGAUAGAUAAUAAACUGAAACUUCAAUUUUUAUCAUUGUAUAUAUGGUUUUACUUCCGCCUAUUCUCUGUACUUAGCAGCCAACUUCAAACCAAGAGAAGAAUUUGAGACAAAAUUAAAUAAGUUCUUUGGUGUGGGCGGAUGAGCUGGUUAUGCCCCCACAACUUCAAGAGAUCAUUUGAUGCAAAUCAGAGUAUGGUUAACUGAUGAGAUCA